AUGAAAAACCCAGGAAGGAAUAAUCACUCUGACUCUGUGAGCGAAUUCAUUCUUCUUGGAUUCCCUUGUACUUGGAAGAUUCAGAUCCUCCUGUUCUCACUCUUCUUUGUGAUCUAUGUCCUGACAUUAAUUGGAAACCUCUGCAUUAUCUGUGCAGUGUGGUGGGACCACCAUCUCCACACACCCAUGUACAUCCUGCUGGCUAGUUUUUCAUUCCUGGAGAUCUGGUAUGUCACUUCUACCAUCCCCAAUAUGCUAGCCAACUUUCUCUCUGAGACCAACACCAUCUCUUUCUCUGGCUGCUUCCUGCAGUUCUACUUCUUCUUCUCCAUGGGCUGCACUGAGACCUUAUUCUUAUCUGCCAUGGCCUUUGACAGGUACCUUGCUAUUUGCAGGCCUCUGCACUACCCCACUGUCAUGACAGUUCAAUGCUGCAUGAGAAUAGGAGCUUGCUGCUGGGCAUGUGGCUUCUCCUAUUUUCUCCUCCCAGUUUAUCUUAUUUCUCAGCUUCCUUUUUGUGGCCCCAAUACUAUUGAUCAUUUUUUAUGUGACCCAGGACCCCUUAUAAAGUUGUCCUGUGUGCCAGAGCCCACCAUUGAGAUCACCUGUUCCAUCUUUAACUCAGUUAUCAUUUUCUCCACAUUCCUCUUUAUUACCGGCUCCUACACCCAGGUGAUCAGAGCUGUGCUGAGGGUCCCCUCAGCAGAAGGCCGGCGUAAGGCCUUCUCCACAUGUGGCUCUCAUCUGGUAGUGUUGUCCCUGUUCUAUGGCUCUAUCAUAGUCAUGUAUGUGAGCCCAACAGCUGAUAAUCUAUCAGGGAUUCAGAAAAUUAUGACUUUAUUUUAUUCUAUGUUAACUCCAUUUUUCAAUCCCUUGAUCUAUAGCCUCCGGAAUAAGGAGAUGAAGGAGGCCCUGAGGAAACUGUUGAGGAUUAUGAGAUUUGGUCAAAGACAGCCUCUCAAGAAUUAG
Molecule: messenger RNA, 969 nt
Organism: Pteropus alecto (black flying fox)
Lineage: Eukaryota; Metazoa; Chordata; Mammalia; Chiroptera; Pteropodidae
Product: olfactory receptor 11H6
Exons: 1
Coding region: 1-969 (322 amino acids)
Biological process (GO): G protein-coupled receptor signaling pathway
Cellular component (GO): membrane
Molecular function (GO): G protein-coupled receptor activity; olfactory receptor activity
Source: RefSeq, a predicted model, not a curated record